AGUCCCCGCACUUUCAGACUAAUGGAGACCGGAAAUUCUUUCGUCUCUUCUAUAGCAGUUUCUUCUCUGGUGGCGACUGUGCCCACCGGCAGGCUGGCGAGAGGAGAAAAGGCAUGAUAAUCAGUAUCUGAGGGUCAGAGGAAAAAAAAAAAACAACAGAGAUUAAUUCGCAGGAUGUUUAGUGAACCCACCCAUCAAGCUCGGAAGGAGUCUGUCCAUCUAAGGCAGAAGUUGGAAUGCUUAUGAGACCAGCACAGGGGCAAAAGGUGGCCCUGUCCUGAAGACCUAUGGAGCCUGCUACUUCCCUGCAGCCUUGCCUGUUAGCCUCCCUUCUCUUCUUCCUGGUCCUCAGCCUGUUUGUGCUGGUCUCAGCCCAGUUUACUGUCGUGGGACCAGCUGAGCCCAUCCUGGCCAUGGUAGGAGAAAAUACCACACUGCGCUGCUGCCUGUCACCAGAGAGAAAUGCAGAAGACAUGGAGGUGCGGUGGUUUCGGUGGCAUUUCUCCCCGGCAGUGCUGGUGUACAAAGGCCAUCAAGAGAGAACAGAGGAGCAGAUGGCCACCUAUCAAGGAAGAACCACCUUCGUGAGCACAGACAUCAGCAAGGGAAGAGUGGCGCUUGUUAUCCACAAUGUCACAGCCUAUGACAACGGCAUCUACAGCUGUUACUUCCAGCAAGGCAGGUCCUAUGAUCAGGCCAUCAUGAGGCUCCUGGUGGCAAGCCUGGGCUCUAAGCCCCUCGUUAACAUGAAGACCCUUGAGGAUGGGAGCAUCUUGCUGGAGUGCACAUCUGAAGGGUGGUACCCGGAGCCCCAAGCUGUGUGGAGAGACCCCUAUUAUGAAGUUGUGCCUGCGCUGGAAGAAGACUAUACAGCUGACAGAGGAGGCCUCUUCACGGUCACCAUGACUGUGAUCAUCAGAGACUGUUCUGUGAGGAACAUGACCUGCUCUGUUAACAACACCCUGCUCAACCAGGAGAUGGAGAGUGUGAUUUUCAUUCCAGAAUCCUUCGAGCCCAGCCUUCCUCUCUGGAUGGUGGCCAUGGCUGUCACUCUGCCCGUUCUAAUGUUGAUCCUUCUCACAUCUGGAAGUAUCUUCCUUGUCAAGAAGCAACACAGGAAAAAACUGAUCUUGUCCGCCGAGAAAGAAGUCGAAUAUGAAGAAAAAGAAGCCACACGGCAACUUCAAGAAGAAUUACGAUGGCGAAGAACCCUCUUACAUGCCGCUGAUGUGCUUCUGGAUCCAGAUACAGCUCAUCCUGAGCUCUUCCUGUCAGAUGACCAGAGAAGUGUGAGACGAGGUGCUUCGAGGCAGAGCGUGCCUGACAACCCUGAGAGAUUUGACUGCCGGCCCUGUGUCCUGGGCCGGGAGAGCUUCUCCUCAGGGAAGCAUUACUGGGAAGUGGAGGUGGAAAACGUAAUGGUGUGGACCCUUGGUGUUUGUAGAGACAAUGUUGAAAGGAAAGGGGAGGCCCUGCUGGUUCCUCAGAAUGGCUUCUGGACCCUGGAGAUGUUUGGAAACCAGUACAGAGCCCUGUCCUCCCCAGAAACUAUCAUACCUCUGAAAGAGCGUCUUCACCGAGUGGCCAUCUUCCUGGACUGUGAAGCUGGAGAUGUUUCUUUCUACAACAUGAGAGACAGAUCACACAUCUACACAUGUCCCCCUGUGGCCUUCGCUGGACCCCUGAGACCUUUCUUUAGGCUUGGUUCUGAUGACAGUGCCCUCUUCAUCUGCCCAGCAUUCACGGGGGCUCAGGGAGUCACAAUACCUGAGGGUGGGCUGAUCCUAUACAGGACAAGAUCAGUUUCUCAGAGCCAUGGAAAAAAGCCAUAGCCUUCACCUCCCUCUACACAGCACUUCAGGUGGAGAGCAGGCCCUACGCCCCUGCCCCUCCACUCACUGCGAGCAUCUUCCAGCUGCCCCCUUCAUGCAUAAUUCAGCCCCAUGGCCCAGUUCACUCCUUUGGCCAUUCAUUUGCUUUUAACUAGGGGACCCAGUUUUAUUGGACCACUGCUGUCACACAGCUCUCUGAGAAGAAAGCGCGAGAAAGGGAGGGACAGAGAACUUGCAGCUUCAACAUGCUGCGCUGGCCACAGUGGGCAAGGCAAGGGCAAUAGGCUUCAUCGGGAUGUAAGAAGGAGAGAAUUUCAGAGGAAGGAGACAGAGAAAUGAGGACAUAGAUGAAAGAAAUGGACCAGAGAGCUAAGGGUGGGCCCCAUAGGACUGCUAUGGGGAGGGAGGAGCUAAUGGACCUUUGAUAUCCAAAGCUGAAGAUUUUUAUAUCUUGUAAUGAAGAUGUCUGGUGUGGGGAUCUGCAGACCUACACGUGCAAGGAAAGAGUGAACCGUGAUGAUCUGGGUGUAAGCUGGCUCAGACGUCCCUAUAGUAAACAUUCGGUUCUGAGUCCUGUGUCCAUGCUGAUGAAGAGUGGCUUGAGACCUGAGGUCCCUGCUGAGUAGCCGGGUCCCUAUGGCUCAGGUUGACUAGGGGCAGUAGCAAUUCAAGCUUCUUAGGCUCGGGAUGUCAUCUUCCCUCUCCUCUUUAUGCAAGAUAGAGUCUCACUGUGUACAACAGGCUGGCCUGGAACUCCCAGAAACCAGCCUGCCUCCACCUACAGAGUGCUGGGAUUAAAGACACGCACAGCCAUGCUCCGUUUAUCAUAUUAUGAUAUAUACAAAUGAUUAAGCUCUUCUUUUGGGUUUAUGCCUAUUAAGAUUUAUUAUUUUUUGUUGUUUUUAUCUUGAGACACAGUCUUACUGUGUAGCACUGCUGUUGAAAUCUUGACUCUCUUGCCCCAUCUUUUUUUUUUUUGUUCUUGUUAUCAUUCUUUCAAGACAAGAUCUCAUCAUGUAUCUCUGGCUGUCCUGGAAUUCCCUGUGUACUGGCUGGCCUUGAACUUAUGGAGAUCCGCACCUGCCUCCUGAGCACUGUAAUUAAAGGUGUGUUCCACUACACUGGGCUUCACCCCAUCUCUCCAGUGUGGGAAUUAUAGGUUUACGCAACCAUGCAUACCUAAUGUCUUUUACUACUUUGGCAUUUGAAGUUGA
Molecule: messenger RNA, 3046 nt
Organism: Microtus ochrogaster (prairie vole)
Lineage: Eukaryota; Metazoa; Chordata; Mammalia; Rodentia; Cricetidae
Product: butyrophilin subfamily 2 member A2
Biological process (GO): regulation of cytokine production; T cell receptor signaling pathway
Cellular component (GO): external side of plasma membrane
Molecular function (GO): signaling receptor binding
Source: RefSeq, a predicted model, not a curated record